Molecule: messenger RNA, 2029 nt
Organism: Juglans microcarpa x Juglans regia
Lineage: Eukaryota; Viridiplantae; Streptophyta; Magnoliopsida; Fagales; Juglandaceae
Product: galactokinase
Exons: 13
Coding region: 309-1811 (500 amino acids)
Biological process (GO): carbohydrate phosphorylation; galactose metabolic process
Cellular component (GO): cytosol; cytoplasm
Molecular function (GO): ATP binding; galactokinase activity
Source: RefSeq, a predicted model, not a curated record
AAGUAUAAUGAUUUGAUCUGAUUUGAUUUGAUCAUGUCAAACUGUUAAAAGAUUUGUCCGGGAGCUAAUCCGUUAAUUAAGAUUGACCAUGACCAAAACUAAUUUAAUUAAUUAAUUAUUAACAUUUAUAUAAAAGAGUAUAGAAUUUAACAUUAUCCAAAUUAAUUGCUGUUCAUCUUCUUCAUCCGAAUCAAAAUCCCCAACAAAAAGCCAAGAUUCUCGAGAUACACGCAAAAAGAGCCUUCAGUUAGUAGCUUUCCAUCUGGUGCUGGCACUGAUCUCCGAGUUAGUUCUACGAUUACAAUCAAAUGGCGAAGCAGCACGAUGGGCUCCCGAUACCGGUGUUUUCAUCACUGGAGCCUGUCUACGGCGACGGCUCCCCGCUCGAGGAGGCCCAGCUUCGAUUUGACAAUCUCAAGUCCAAGUUUCUCGAGGUUUUCGGCCAUCCUCCUCACGUCUUUGCUCGCUCUCCAGGAAGAGUGAACUUGAUCGGAGAGCACAUUGACUACGAAGGUUACUCGGUGCUGCCGAUGGCAAUACGGCAAGACACGAUAGUGGCAAUCCGAAAGCACGAUGAGGGAGACGCAGAAAAGGUUCUCAAAAUUGCUAAUGUCAAUGAUAAGUACACCAUGUGCACGUAUCCCGCUGAUCCUGACCAGGAAAUUAACUUGAAGGAUCACAAGUGGGGCCAUUAUUUUAUUUGUGGGUACAAAGGCUAUUAUGAAUAUGCUAAAUUAAAAGGAGUUAAUGCUGGUUCACCUGUUGGACUUGAUGUUCUUGUGGAUGGAACAGUUCCUACAGGAUCUGGAUUAUCAAGCUCUGCGGCAUUUGUUUGCUCUUCCACAAUUGCUAUCAUGGCUGCUUUUGAUGUGAACUUCCCAAAGAAAGAAAUUGCCCAACUUACAUGUGAAUGUGAACGACACAUUGGAACCCAAUCUGGCGGAAUGGAUCAGGCAAUCUCUGUAAUGGCCAAAUCUGGGUUUGCGGAGUUGAUUGAUUUCAACCCUAUUCAAGCUACUGAUGUGGAACUUCCUGCUGGUGGGAUUUUUGUAGUAGCCCAUUCUCUGGCAGAAUCUCAGAAAGCAGUCACAGCUGCUACAAAUUACAAUAACAGGGUUGUUGAAUGCCGGCUGGCUGCUAUUGUGCUUGGUAUAAAGCUGGGAAUGAAACCAAAAGAGGCAGUAUCAAAUGUGAAAACACUUUCGGAUGUUGAGGGGUUGUGCGUGUCAUUUGCCCGUGAUCGUGGAUCUUCCGAUCCUGUCCUUGCUGUCGAGAAAUUCCUGAAAGAGGAACCAUAUACGGCUGAAGAGAUUGAAAUAAUCAUGGAGGAAAAGCUUCCAUCAGUUUUUGGUAAUUCUCCAACUUCUCUCGAUGUGUUGAAAGCUGCCAAGAACUUUAAGUUGCAUCAGCGAGCUGCUCAUGUGUAUUCUGAGGCCAGGCGAGUAUAUGCCUUUAAGGACACUGUGGCAUCAGAGUUAAGUGAGGAGGACAAGCUGAAGAAGCUUGGUGACCUUAUGAACGAGAGCCAUUACAGCUGUAGUGUUUUGUACGAAUGCAGCUGUCCUGAGCUGGAAGAACUUGUAAAUUUAUGUCGGGAACACGGUGCCUUUGGGGCAAGACUUACAGGAGCUGGAUGGGGUGGUUGUUCAGUCGCUUUGGUGAAAGAGAGCAUUGUCCCACAGUUUAUCCUCAAUUUGAAGGAACGAUUCUACCAGUUGAGGAUUGACAAAGGGAUCAUUAACAAGAACGAUCUUGGCCUGUAUGUGUUUGCAUCCAAGCCGUCAAGUGGUGCUGCCAUCUUCAAGUUUUAGUAUGUGUCACUUGCUCGCCCUUUUGCUUUUAUUGGGUAGAGAAACGGCGUAAAGAAUCUCGUCCAGUUGAAUAAAAUCUAACGACAUAAUUUUAGAAUUUUUUUGUGGAAUGGACUUUUAUCGACGUCCUUGUCACAAAUCCUAAGGUUGGCCGAAAAUAAACAAGAAUACGGCCUAGAGUUUGUUGGCUGUGAAAGGAAAUUACCAUUGAUACCAAA